Molecule: messenger RNA, 3062 nt
Organism: Seriola aureovittata
Lineage: Eukaryota; Metazoa; Chordata; Actinopteri; Carangiformes; Carangidae
Gene: exosc5
Product: exosome component 5
Exons: 6
Coding region: 178-954 (258 amino acids)
Biological process (GO): U4 snRNA 3'-end processing; nuclear mRNA surveillance; poly(A)-dependent snoRNA 3'-end processing
Cellular component (GO): nuclear exosome (RNase complex); cytoplasmic exosome (RNase complex); nucleolus
Source: RefSeq, a predicted model, not a curated record
GAAACACUAAAUAGUGUGUCAUUGUAGACAUGACCACCACUACUUUCAAAAUACCGUGACCAAGUUAAAACUACCACGUUAUUUUUCUCUCGUGAGGUCACAGAUAGACACUAUUUCUCCGCAUUUCUCCAGUGGAACCAGCACAUUAAAACGAUUAGUAAAAUUAUUUAGAGUAAUAUGCAGUUAUCAACGAUACCUCCUCGCUCUUAUGUCAUCACUAAGAGUCCUUCAGCGGCAAAACAGAUGACAUCAUCCACCCUCGACAGACUACUUUUCCUCCAUGGUGGCGGCGUGAUGGAGGUGUGCGGCUCUUCAAGUGUUACCCUGAGAGAGUUUGGCUGUGAGCAGAGCUUACUGUCUCGACCUGACGGCUCGGCGUCCUUCAUCCAAGGAGACACAAGUGUGUUGGCUGGAGUGUAUGGACCAGCGGAGGUUAAGGUCAGCAAGGAGAUCUAUGACCGGGCGACCCUGGAGGUGUUGAUACAGCCCAAAGUGGGACUGCCAAGUGUCAGGGAGCGAUCACAGGAGCAGUGUGUGCGAGAGACCUGCGAGGCAUCUCUGCUCUUGUCACUUCAUCCCCGCUCGUCCCUCACUCUCAUUCUUCAGGUGUUGCACGACGAUGGUUCACUCUUGUCCUGCUUCUUGAAUGCCGCCUGUAUGGCUCUCAUGGAUGCAGGCCUGCCUAUGAGUUGCCUGUUCUGCGGAGUGACCUGUGCCAUCGACACAGACGGUCAGAUCAUCACAGACCCCACUGCAGCUCAGGAGAAGGAAAGUCGAGCUUUGAUGACCUUUGCUAUUGACAGCACGGAGCGCCGAGUAUUGAUGUCGUCAACCAAAGGAUCAUUUUCAGUCCAUGAGCUGCAGCAGUGUAUAGCAGUCAGUCAGAAAGCAUCAGAGAAGAUCUUCCAGUUCUACAGGGACUCUGUCAGGCGGCGAUACUCCAAAACCCUCUGAUGAAGAAGCAGCUUUCUUUUUUUCUAGUUUUUUUUUUUUUUAAAUACUGAUGUUGUAAUAAAAUAUUCAAAACCACUUUGGGCUACCUUCGCUUCAGUUCAGCUGUAGUCAGAAGAUGGUGGGAGUUUAAAUGAGGACAUUUGAAAGAAGACCAGGUUGAAAAGAGGAAAGACGAAUGUCAAACAAGUGCAUUUAUUGGGAUUCAUUGAUUUUCCUUCAGUUUAAUAGUCACAUGUAAUACAAGAAUGUGAACUGGGAAAGAAUCAAAUAUCUCUCCUGCUAAUAAAUCUCAUUUGCCACAACCUUUGACCUUUAUCGACUCACGAGUUGUCCACUCCGCUGCGUCCGUCCAGUCGUUAUCUGUUACAAGUGAGACAAAGUGAGACAAAUCUGACCAGACCCUGUUUCGUGCCGGCGUGAUCCGUCAAGGCAAUCCACGUUAAAUGCUCCCGUAUAAAUCACUAAUUGUGGCAACUCGGCUGUAACAACAAAAGGGUAAUUUUCUUUUCAUUGACGUAAAUGUCCAGUGGAGACGGAGGGUGGUUUCAGGAUUGUCAGGACUGUACGACACCGUGUGUGGACUCGGUCAGUGCAGCUGUAUCACAGCACAUCAACAGUGAUAGCAGACGAGGGCCAGACACCGAGAUAUCACAGGUGUGUCUACACAUGUCACUUAUAGUGAUCGUAAUCUAUCGGCUCAGUCGUGAUACAACACUGGGUUUGCAGAAAACAAAGCCAUGAUUUGAACUAUUUGUAGUUCAGCUGUGGACUCUAUAAAAACUAUACAUCUACAUAGAAAAUGUCAACUUUUUCCUUACAGCCAUUUUUUAAAACAUUUAUUUGGAGUUCCCCCUUUUCUUUUUUUUAAUUAAUGGCACACUUAAGUUCAACCCAAUACGGCCAGAGUUUUUUCCCCUCAUAUCAAAGCUGCUCUUGCAGUGAUUCAGGACCUAAUGAAGGAAGAGACUGAAGCUCGUAGCAGGUUUGUACACGUCAAACUACAAACUCGCCAUGCAGGUUUCUAAUGUGACCCAAAUGGAAACUUUCCUACCUCAUGCACCACGUGGCUGAGCGCUGUCUUACACGUCUGCUCAUCUGAACAAAGUGUUACUUUAUCUACGCAAGUUAAAGUAGAGAACUUUGUUUUAAGUUUGUCAGACUGCAAGAAGCAACUUCCUGAAGGAUUCCUGUCCUUUUUUUUUUUUUUUUUAAGGGGGAGGAAAUAGCAGAAUCUAUAUUUGGGGGAAUUAUAUUUUGGGGUGUGGAGUAGCAGCCUGGUUGCUUCUAUUAAUGGAAUAGCUCAUAAAAGGAUCAUCCGCAGAGUUUCUUCCAUAUUUUUGGCACCUAUCCUCGCAGGUCUAUCUUAUCAUUUCCUAUGUAUAUGCAGUGUACUGUACGAAGCAGUUCCUUUUAUUUCUAUAUCUCAAGCCAGUGUUCACAUCGCCACCUUGCACUUCAUUUUAAAACUCUUUAUAUUUAUUUUCUUAUAUAAUGGCACAAUAUGUAUUUUUUUAUUUAGCUUUUACGUGUAUUUCAACAUAAAGAUACUUGUUCAACUUAUAGCAUAAACAAAGCAGAAUCAGUCCUCUCUGCAGGGACACGGUGAAUGAUGCUGAAUGUGAGAUCAGGUUGGGUUGAUCGAUGUGCAUGUGCAGUGUUUCCCUGCGGGUCCCUCGCUCCGACCAGAGGCGUCGGAAUGAAUUCUGGGUUCUCUCAAAGAAUAUUGCUUCUGGCCCGUCAUAUGUUUUAAAAAUAAAGCUCUGGGGCUCUGAAACCGCCACCAGCGACAGUGCUGGCUCAGGCCCCUCCAACAGCAAGGUCCAUCAGGAUUUAGCCGCUGCCACGUCCUUGCUGUGACCUUCUCAUAAAUCUGCAGACUCCAUCGCCGCUUGCUGCCCCACUUCCCCCUGUCUUUUCUCCCUCCGCUUCUCAUUAUUCCUCCAUUGUUUUUGUGACAGUGAUAUCUACAGUGAUAACAUCUGCAUUUGUUGUCACAGUUUUUUUUUUUUUUUUUUUUACUUCAGUAAUGCUUCACAUGUGGUGAUGACGACAGCCCGGAUUUAAGGGAUAACAGGUCACUUAAGACCGCAGGUGACAAAAAUAAUUAA